ACCGGUCUGAUACUCUAUUAUAUACUUUUUGUAGAUUGAAAUUAAUUUGGGGUCUUCUUCCUCUUCCUGAUUCAUCUUCUCGGAUCAGAAAGUCUCUCAGAAAGGAAGAAAGCUCUUGUAUUAUGAUGAUGAUGAUGAUGGAGGCCAAGUUAUGGAACGACAAGAGAGAAAGAGAGAUGUACGACAACUUCGCAGAGCUCUUCGCAAUCAUCAAAGCAACAGAGAAGCUCGAGAGAGCUUACAUCAGAGACUUAAUCUCUCCUUCAGAGUACGAAUCCGAAUGCAACAAACUCAUCCUCCACUUCAAGACGCUCUCCGCUUCCCUCAAAGACACGGUCCCAAGCACCCAACGAUUCGCAGACACAUACAAAAUGGACUGUCCAUCCGCUCUCUACCGUCUCGUGACAUCAGGUGUUCCCGCCACCGUGGAACACCGAGCCACCGUGGCGGCAUCCACCUCCAACUCUGCCUCCAUUGUCGCUGAGUGUGUGCAGAACUUCAUCACGACGAUGGAUUCUUUGAAACUAAACAUGGUUGCUGUCGACCAGGUCUAUCCUCUCUUGUCUGAUCUGUCGGCUUCUCUCAGCAAACUGAGUAUUCUGCCGCCGGAUUUCGAAGGGAAGACGAAGAUCAAAGAUUGGCUUUCGAGGUUGUCGAAGAUGGGAGCAGCUGAUGAGCUUACGGUACAGCAGUCGAGGCAACUUCACUUUGAUCUUGAGUCUUCAUACAACUCUUUCAUGGCAGCUUUGCCUAAAGGUGGUAAUUGAAAAACCAAUGUAGGUUUGGUUUCUUGGUUUUCUUUGUUUUACUCUAUAGAUGGAGUCGAAUGUGCUUGUGUUGUUCCACCUUUCCAUUCAAUGUUCUUUCUGUA
Molecule: messenger RNA, 871 nt
Organism: Brassica oleracea var. oleracea
Lineage: Eukaryota; Viridiplantae; Streptophyta; Magnoliopsida; Brassicales; Brassicaceae
Product: vacuolar protein sorting-associated protein 28 homolog 2
Exons: 2
Coding region: 123-767 (214 amino acids)
Biological process (GO): protein transport to vacuole involved in ubiquitin-dependent protein catabolic process via the multivesicular body sorting pathway
Cellular component (GO): ESCRT I complex
Molecular function (GO): protein-containing complex binding
Source: RefSeq, a predicted model, not a curated record